AACGCUUAAGUGGCUUCUGUAAUGUUGCUUAUGUCCAUGUGCGACGAUGACCGCUUCCCAUCAGGCGGCUCGUCUGCUCGUUUGCUGACUAUCACAUAAAAAAAACUAGAUUAGAGCACUAGAAAAGCCGCAAAUGAAAAAAAAAAAAAAUUAUGCGCAAAUUGGUUUAGGAACCAGAUUCAUAUUUAAAACUUGUUACGGAUUUUGAUCUUUAUUUUGAUACGACCUUGACGACUGUCACUCUGAUGGGUGCAUGCGACAUGAAGUGAAAUUCGUGCGUGACCAUGAAGACCGUUAAGGUUGUGUCAAAACCAGACUACUCAUAACAAAUUGUUGAUUUAGAAUCUACCUCCUAUUGCUCUUGAGGACUAUAUUUUACACUAUGAUAUCAUUAUAAGUAGAUCUUGUCGAGGUGAAUGACAUAGUAUAAAUUGAGUAUAAAUUGCAAGAAACAUAAAAAUCUCUGAUGGUUGACUUGUAAGUCCGCAAUUUGUACAUCUUUUUGUAUCUUGUGCAAUAAAGUUUAAGUAAAUAAAUAAAAAAACUUUUUCCAUACAGUUCCUUCAUUCAGAGCAGAUUAUCGAUAUUUUUACAAGCUUUAAUUUAACUUGCCCGGUUAGUAAGUAAAGCCUGACCAGUAAUAUAUGAUCACGCGCCAUAUUGCGGAAUCUCAUUGGAACUAAAAAUUUCGUACUAAACUGAACUGUCACUCUAUACAUGAAAAUAACAGCGCCCUCUUGACAAUGAUCAUAUAUUUCUGGUCGGGCUUUAACUUUGUAUGUUAUUUUGUUAGUGCCAAAUCUUGGAAGCUACAUUUAACCCACUUCCCGAUUUCUGAUUGAGCUGAAAAUUUGCGUACAUAGGUUGUGUGACAAUGCAAUAUUAUGAUACCAUCGAGCUGAUCUGAAUAUGGAUACAGGGCAUAGACAUGGGAACUCUGUGCUGAAACAACGCAGAUUGCAUUUGGGGUUUUUAGAAUUGUGAGAGAUAUAGUUGCCCAUGGUAAGAAAAGUACAGUCAGCGACAAAAGCUUGUACCAAAAAUGAAGUUUUUGCUAAAACGUAUUAAUCCUCUAAUUGAGGUAAGGAAGCCUAAAAAUAGCUCUUUAAUCGUUCGGUAACGCGAACUAAACCCACGAUAAUAAAUAGUGCACUAAAUAAAUUGUACCUUUAGGGUUCAGGGGAGUGGACGUAGGUAAUUAAAUAGGUUCCGCAGACGUCCGUGGAGAUUUACCGGCUGCAGCUGCGGGUUCUUAUAGUACCUACAACUGAGGGUCCCUCAGAAUGUUUCCGAAAUUAGGCCCUCAGAAAGUUUCCAAAAUUGUAAAAUUUCCAUUUGAAAAAAUUUCGCAAACUUCUCAGAUUUUUGUACUUGUAGGCAUCGAUUAUUUUCUAUUUCCAAGAUGAACGUUUCCAUUGUUUCUUGUGAAACUUCCACGAACUUUGUAGUACCUUCAGUUAGCAGUAGGCGUAGGUAAGCCUGCGAGCUGUAUACAAUUCAUAUUUAUAUGAUUUAUUGUAUAUUGACGACCGGUCUGCCUAGCCGAUAUACAUAUUGUUUACUAUCUUUAAUUUUGUUAAGUCAGGAGUCUGCAAACUCUUUGACCCGAAAUUAUCUGAAUAACAUAUAGAUAACGCAAUAGGCGUAGGCAGUUUUUUUUUUAAUAUUCCCAGUGCCUGAAGCUAUUUUUAUUUAUUUAUAUUUAAUGUCUGAGUGUUUGUGUGUGUGUUCAUUUUUUAAGAUAAUAAAGACAAAGGUAUUACGAAUCAGGCAGACAGUAUGGCGAUAUAUAUCUUUCACACUAGUUGAUACUAGGCAGAUGCACAUGUUUUACGAUACGUGUUGUUAUUUUAUUUCAUUUAUGUAAAAAAAAACACUAGGGAAUUUUGAAAAUCUACUACUUAUAUAUUAUAACCCCUGGAGGGGGGAGGAAGGGAAUAUAACACACACCAAAUCUCACGUGGAAUAUAGUAACGUUUUAAGCUUUGUCAAACUAGCGACCUCUAUUGGAGCAUUCUGACCCUACAUACUUCAGCAACAACGUUACAACGUAUCAAACCAGGUAGUUCUGGAAAAUGCCAACAGAUGUCGCUAAAGAUGGGUUGGGGAAGCCAAGUAACGUGUUCCCAUUGCGCGUAUAGAUGACGCUAUAACACCGACCUACGUCACAUAAUACUGUAGUAUCUCUGCUAAACCUCUCGCAGAAUUGUGGAAAUCGGGAAAAGCCACCCCGGAUACGGUUCAGUCGGUUCGAGACACUCGGAGCGAGAACUACCCUCCAAUUUAAACCGAAAAAAAUCCAUAUAAAAUAUAAUUUGACUUUUCUAAGGACAUAUUUUUUUAUAAAAUAUUAUACGAGGGAAAAAUGAUUUUUAAGUUUGCUUGAGUUUUUAAGGUGGAUUUGUCAGUUGUGUUGUGAGAGAAACUUUGAAACUAUUUAAAAUUAAUCAGAGAGAAUUUCCGAAGUCGUUCGCGGGAUAGAAUGAUUGGUAUCUGGCACAACCACGAGAACACAGUGGCGCUGAUGGGGGGCGGCGCCGGCCGCGGCCGAUAGUACGACGGCGGCCGCCCGCGCAGCGUCUCCCACCGGCCGUCAGCCAUGGUGCGCGACAAGAAGUCGCCGGGCAAGACCGACUCGCAGAAAUCAAGCACCAACCUAGUGGGGAAAUUCACGCAGAGCGUCCGCCGCAUUGUACAGGACGUCAAGGACGAAGGGGCUUCUAGCGGGCAGACGAAGGAAGAGGUGAUAGAGACGAACGAGCGGCUGCGCAUGGUGCGGAUACGGCUGGACGAGAACUAUGACACCGCCAAGAAGGCGCUGGUGACGCUCAUGACGCGCUACAACGAGUCCAAGGCGCAGAGGAACCUGUUUACCAGAUACGCGAUGCUCAAGGUCAUGAUCAAGGACGUCAUCCGUCUGGAGACUCAGUACUGGUCGUUAGUGGAGAUCCCUCGACAGGAGAAGGCGGAGACGGUGCCGGCCUUCGUGCUGCGCGCGUGCGCCAUCAUGGAGAAGACGCAGAAGUCUGGAGAAGGAGUCAAGACCUCGUCCAAGCUGGCCGAGGAGGCCGCUGAUCGGAGGGACAGGAUAGAAAGGCUGAGCGAUAUGACAACAUCCCAAAUAGAAGCCGAGAAUACGCAGAUGACAAACGACUUGUACCGCCUCCUGAAAAAGUACACCGGGUUAAGAAAUCUUAUAAGAGAAUUAAAGUCGGAGUAUGUAAGCACCAAAGUGUACCCGAUGUUCCCGCGGUACACGAUGCUCAAAGACAUGAUAAAGGACAUCAUGCACGACCCCGACUACAUGGAGGUGUGCCACGAGGUCGACCCAUAGCGCGGGGUCCGCAAAUAAAUGAGGCGCUCUUUCACCGACCGCGCGCGGUCGAGUCGUCGCUAGCGGGCGAGGGUCAAGAUCAGGAUGAAAAGGGUCCCGAGAAAUCGACCCCGAGUUAUCGGAGGGGCAUCGGCAACAAGUCGUUACAUUUUCGUGACGGGCGGUGCACUGUGGCGACAUGCUAGCGGCGGGUAGUGCGGCGAGUACUCGUUUAUUUGCGAUUAUUUGUUGUUGGACUUUGUUUAGUGUAAGAUUAGAUUGGAAUUAGUGUACUCGUCCUUCAAGAGCCUGUUUCUUCUCCGUUCCGAAAUUCAAUUUAAAUUAUUUUCCUGUUCUAUCAUUUACUACUCUGAUUAUGUCUGGCUUUUAUCUUCCGAUAUAUUUAUCUGCUUACACAUAUUCCUCUUACUAGUUCCAUUUGUUGAUACUUGACGAUUUUAACAAAGAUUUAAAAUAAUAAUGUUGUUUUACGAAUAGACGAAAUUUAACUGUUCUCAAAUUGUGUACACCUUAAAUACAAUAAUAGUAAUAGUUAUGAAUUGUCUGUUAGUGCGAUAAUUGUAAUUAACUAUACAAUUUUGUCGUAUUAUCAGCAGUGUUUUAGUUUGGUAAAUAUUUUGAAAUCAUGUAGGCAUAAUAGCUACUACACUGUAUGCUAAUGUAACUGCGGAUUUUGAUAUAAAAAAGAUCAUGAGUCAACACAAUUAGAUAGAAAACAUUAAUUGGAGCUUUGUAGAGUAUAAAUUCAUGUCUGUCUAUUUUAUUGCCAUUAAUGAAGUAGCCUUUGCGAGCUUUUCAAAUGUAACUCUACAUAAUCACUACCUACGCAAUAUGCAUAUUUACUCGACAUAUCAUAAUCUAUACAAAUAUUCAAUCAUUCUACAUUCUAAGAAACUUUACUAUUUAUCAAAUCUUCAUAAUCACAAAUUUAACUACUUAUAAUUGUAAGGAAUGUUAGAUUUAUUAUAGUGGUAUGUGCGUGCAAGAACAAAAUGCCAUUGUAUGUGUUCAACAUUGAAAUAGAUAAAAUAUACGAGUAAGUACUCUACCCACUGUAUUACAUAUAUAUUUAUUGCUUGGUUUCUUUUGGUACUUGAUGUCCGUUUGGCGGUUAGUAAAUGUAUUGUCUUUUUAUCAAAUGAUAAUACUACAGUUUAUUUAGUUUUGUAUUUUAUUGUGAAAUUUAACAUUUGGUUCAACAUUCAAUAGACGGCUAUAGUAUGAAAUAAUCAUGUCAUGAAUGAACGUUAGCCUGAAUUUGAAUAGUUUUGGUGCAAAUGUAUUUGCUUGCGGACCUUGCGGUAUCCUCGUUACUUAGGUAUAAAAAUAUUGAUAAUCGAGUAUUUCUACAGAUUAAAUAAAGUUAAUAUAAUGUAUUCAUUGUGACCAUGGAUGGGAAUGCCGUAGAUUGCAUUUUCUGUAGAAGAACUCGAUUGUGUUGUACUUAAUUGUUUAUAAUGCAGUGCGUUCAUGGAUUUGGAGAAUAUUUUGUAUUUAAUAUCAAUAAGAUUAUCGUUAGGAGUGUUAAUGAUUUUAAUAAUAGAAUUUUAAUAAUUUGUAAACUGUGAUUGAAUUUUGAUUAUAGCUUGAACUACGUAAGUUCAUGAAUGCCAGAGACUACUUUUAUGUGUUUAUUUGUUCCUUGUCCUAAAAUCUAAAACUGGUAAGAGAUUAAAUAAAGAAUCUGUCCCACCGCGAUAUUAAACACACAGACAGUAUUACCGACGACUGAAAUAAAUUGAAAAGUUUUAAAUCUUUAAUACCUAUUACUUCUCUUUUCAAUUUUCGUCCAAAUUGCAACUACCUUCAAUGAAAUUAGUCUUUGGCUUUUAUCUCAAUAAUUAAAAGUAAUAAAUUGCCAAAUAAUAAUAUUGUUCGUAAUAUAAUUCAUGUAAGCCAUUAAGCUCAGUUUAACAUAAAUAGUGUAGUUAUUAAAAUAAAUGUUAAACAUGAAAGCGAAUAGUGAGGCCGAAUCUGUAGAUAUAAGAUAAUGCGAAACAAUGUACCUAAUUCAUUACUGAUACUAGGUGGCUCUGGUAAAUUUAUUUUAAUGCAAAUUACUUCGGAAAAUUGCUAUUGCGUACUAAAUAACCAAAUUUCUUCAAUCUUCUUCUCUUUACAAAAUGAAAUUAUCCAAAUCCAACGAUACCCCACAACAUUGGGCUGAAGCGCAAAAAAUACAAAAAUAAACAUAUUGUACUCGUAUUUUUAAUUGUCAUACCAAUUUACGCAUAAAAUUUUAAGUCAUAAAAAUCUUUAGACAAUCAUUCCUGAGCAUAACUGGGUUUUUGUCAUGAAUGAGUUAUAUAUGUCAUAAUUUUUAUAGUCAUUAAUUUAAGUCGCUUAAAAUUUUAGGUUAGGUUCGUUAAGUAUGCACAAAAAAUAUAUGACAACUGCUAUGUAUGUUAUCAAAUAUUAUGGCUAAAAAUAUAUAUAUAUAUAAUAUGACUUUUCAUUUGUAUGCUCAAUGAUGAUUAUGACACAAGUUGUUAUGCGUAUCAAAGAUAUGACUUAUACUUUUAACCCGCAACGCAAUAUGGACCCCUUAAACUUUUAUGCAACCCAAUAUGAACCCUCUGUCGUAUGCAUGAUUUAUGUAUCAAUGCCAAAUUGCAGCUUUCUAGCAUUAACGAGCAAAGCCGCGAACGGAGUCCGUUCAACGGACAGACGUAGACGGACGGACAAUACGGACAUGGCGAAACUAUAAGGGUUCCUAAUAGUGGUCUACGAAACCCUAAAAAUAUGACUUUUCGUAGCAUCCCAAUACAUAUUUUCUUUUCGUUGUAUUCGUUGUUUCGGCGUUUAUCGAUGUACGAUUAUCAUCUUGGCUAAUAGUCUUUAUAGCGAUGUACAGCGAAGUUUAGAUUUAGCAAGAACUUGCAUGCAAUUUUCAUUACAUUGCGGUAUCUGAUCAAACUUUUGAACGCAGUUGACCUUAGUAGUAGGUAAUGUAACGUAAAUUUCAUGCAAGUUCUCGCCAGUCUACGCGUCGCUUACGAUUGGCAUCCUAGGAUAGUGAACCAAAAGUGGUAAUCGUCAAUGUUUAACACUAAUCGAAAAGUAAAUAAUACAAUAAUGACCCAGCUUCUCGUUCUCAUUUAUCAGUCUGAUUUUUUUUUUACAAGCUUUUAUUUAACUUGCCCUGUUAAUAUCUAAAUUUGUUAGUUAGUUAAUGACGUUAGUGUGGGUCAAAUCUUACAAGUGACCCACUUCCAGUUUUCCAAUAAACCAUCGAGCUGAUCUACACAAUUUUUCUCAGUAAAAAAAAAAUAUUUUACCAGAUCCACCUUGCCUGUAGUACCUACUUAAAUAAAAGAUACUUCUAUCCAAAUUCUUUCCCUUACACAUUGAACCGAAUAUCAAAUAACAAUAAUCAAUUUCACUGUCACAUCAGCAUGGCGUAACCGUAACGUAUUGAAAUGGUAUCAUAUUUUACGUUUUUCAAAGCCUUACACAAUUCCUGUCCUGUGGAGGCAGCAUGGUUGCAUUUUUAUCACCUGUCACUUUCGCACUUACAUACUUGUUAGAACGUGACAGGCGAAAUGCGACCGUGCUUAGCUCGCUGUAGGUUAAGCACAGGAACGCUGCGACAGAAUCUUGCCCGCGAGAUAGACUACCAUACCCGUCUUUUUCUAACUUUUCGCGGGUGAGAUUAUGCCGCGGUGUUCCUGCGCUAAGCCUAUUGUUGUCGAAAAAUAUAAUAAAUAAUAACAUUUUAACUUUCCUACACUUUCCCACGAUCGCGCGAUUACCAUGGUCAGUCACAAUUAGUGACAGAUACCUAGUAUUACUGAAUACUCAUAUUUACAGCUUGUCUUAGUAAGUGCUUGUUAUGUAGGAAUAAGUAAAGUUUUAUUUGUUAAUAAUGUUUAUGUUAAAGCAUAGUUGGGCAAUUAGUUGACUACUCCUUUGACCGUCAUCGCUUCAUCGUUCGAUUAUUGUGACAAUGUAAAAUAAACUGUACUGAAGGCUUACCGUGAAAACCAAAAAUAGAAAUUUCGUUAUGUCCCUCUUUGUUCGAAUAUGUAAGGGCGAUAGAGAGGCAGACAACGCAAUCACGGUUUUUGAUUUCCGUGGCAGGCCCUCUGUUACCUACCGACACCGAAAUGCAGUUAGAUCCAUUCGCCAAAGCUGGCGUGAACAGAUCGAAUAAGUCAACAAAAGUGAUGAUUCUACUUUGACAAGCUUAAAAUAUAUAUAAUAUAGAUUCGAGUCCUAUUUUACAAGAAUUUAAAACAACUUCACACUUAAUAUAAGAGAUAUAAAUUGUUUAGUGCAAUUAAUUGUCAUCAACUUUCGUGGUAAACGUCUUGAGCAUAAUAAUUAAUAAAAUCUAUCUGAUUAAUCUCAGGGCGUCGUGCGUUUGCGUCAUAGAGUCGUACAUUGAAAUUCAUGUGCCCGAGUGCACAAACUGUUAUCUUCCAUUCCUGAACAUCUUGAAUCUUAAGUAAGUUUUCCUUUUAUGUAUAAUCAAAUUAGAAUGUUCCUAUGUUGUUCAGGAUGAUGGUCAAAGGUAUGUUCAAAAUAUUGUAUGAUAGGUAUUACUUAGGUAGUUUCAUUACAUACUUAGCUAGCUAUAUUUAGAGAAUGUUAAAAUUACGUUUUACUGUGUAGAAGGUACCAGAUGGAUCUAUUCUUAAAAAAAUUAGAAUACGGCGUUGAUUUGAAAUUAUGACUAAGUCUUAAAUAUUUUCUGAUUGUCGAUCUCUCUAGGUUUAAAAAUAUGUAAUACAUUAAAAUAUAUUUACUAUAGAGGCCAGUAAACGAAGGGUUGCAGGACAAGAAGAUAUAGACAUAGAUAGGGAGGGAUACGCGGCCGGAAACCCCGUUUCUCGCCAAGAUUUGUAUAGUGGCUUUCUCAAACUUGCUAUAAAAUUAUAAUCAAUUUGUUUUAUUCUUAGAUUGACACUGUUAAAAACAAAUUACGAAUCUACUACUAUUUGAUGGUUGAAUGCCUUGGCGUCUUGACGUUGUGUCACAAAUUCACAAUUUGACGUUUAAAAACAAAUAAAGUUGCCCUACAGGCCGAGGUGUGUAAGGUUGAAUGAAAUUCCUUUACAUAUCAUCUUCACUCAUCGUACCGGAUACGUAGUAUUUCCGGACCUAAUUUGAAGUACCUAAGUCAUGUCAACAUUUAAUUGCAAGUUUGAGGAAAUAUUCUUCCUGGUCUACAGCGAUGGUCGUACGAAUGCCAGCUCAUAUUAAACAUCACUAUUAUCUUACUAUUCCUCAAUAUGGCAUAUUCAAUUAACCUCUAUGUAGAAGUAAAAGUAACACAGAUGUGUUACAUUAAAGAAGUUGACAUCACAUUUGAAUUUAAUUCCAUAUUAAGUAUGAUAUCUUCAGCUGAACAUAAUUAUGAUGAUGAUUUAAACUUUAUAUUGUGUGUUUUUGCAGCUGCCAAAUAAAUGAUUUAUCUAUCUAUCUAUUAACACAUAAAUUGUACUAGUAUAUAAAUGUUUUAAGAAUAGAUACCACUUAGAAAAUAAUAUGGGAUACUGCCAUUGAAUUAGAACGGAUAAGAUCUAGUGUUAGAGUCAUUGCUUGUUUUUACCUGAUAAGUAGGUAUUAAAAUAUGAACAAUACACAUAUCUUAUGGCCUGGGAUUAUGGAUUUGGUCCGCGGCUGAGUUGACGUUGGUAUCUCGUAUCUCACCAUGUUAUUUUAAGACAGCUAAUUAUAUUUAUCUAUGUAAUAUUUCAGCGGGAUUCAGAUUUUAAAAUCUGUUAUUCCUUUAACAGUUUGGACGCUUUACGUCAUUAACAAAAAAGACACUAAACUUAUACGCCAAGGUAACGGUCGCAAACGAGCUAAUGUAAAACCUUACUCGAAAGUGUCAAGUUACUUUGACAGCAUCCGCCAUAACGCCGAACCAUAGAUUUCUUUUUACAAAUUAUAAAUUUUGAAUGCCGUUUCUAGAGACAGUCCAUGUAUUUCUUAUCUACAGCAUAAGUAGAUCUAUGUAGCUAAGUCGGUACCCAUAUAACUGUUUUGUUGUACACAAUAAAUACGCAAUCAUUGCGCAGAUAUUUAUAUUAAAAUGCAUAUUAAUUGUAUUCAUAUUUACAUAUUAUUAAUAUUUAUUCAAAUAAUUUUCCUUAUGUUUUACCAAGUAUAUUGUAAAGAAAACAAUAACGUGUUAACAAUGAAAACAUAAUGUCACAAUGUACAAUUAAUUUCAAUUUAUUUUGUGUCUAUGUCACAUUCCCUAUAUCUAUGUAUGGAAUUAAGACUGCUUCAACAUACAAAUGUAAUCCUUAUUUUCCUAUACACAAUUUCAUGUAUAAGUUGACCAUAGCUAUGCUAGUGUUGGGGGCGAAAAACAAAUUACAUGCAAAUUUUUAAAUGCUCCUAACUCUAAUAAUAAUUAAAAAUUUGAAAAAACAAACGGCCGGGCUGCGGUAUUGUAUAAUAUUAAUAUCCAGAGAGGAAAAUGGGUACAUUUGUGAUCGUCCACUUUCAUCUUAAGAGGAAAGGGGACGGCCGCUUCUCCAUACAAAUAUAGUCCCCAUUUUUCUCUCCGGAUUGACAUAAUGGAAAAUAUUUUUACAUAAUUUACGUUUGACUUUAUUCGAAUUUUUGCCGAUUGUGAAAAUUAGGCGAGAAAAACAGAUAUCAUAAAAAAACAUUUACCCCCUUAUUCAUAAACGUGUACUAAAGUUACGAUGCCGCUAAUAAUCGUUUGUCCCUUUCCAUCAUACCAAUACGUCGGAAAGGGACAAACGAUUAUAAGCGGCAUCGUAACUUUACACGUUUAUGAAUAAGGGGGUUAUUGUUUGAGUUAGGCGUAUGGACAUAGUAUAUACAACAUACUGUGUCGAAAUAUUUUCAAUAAUGUAAAAUCUCAAGAGGAAAAUGAGGUCUAUGUUUGUAUGAAAAGGUGAUGUCAAUCUCGUUUUAAAUUCGCGGCGUAGUGGCCUACAGGCAAAAUGAUAAUCAUUGGAACAUCAUGGACAAAAAGCCUGAAAUUUAGCACAAUAAACUUAAACAAAUCAUUCUCUUAUUUGCUGGUCAGUGAAACUGACUUGUGGUCUAACCAUAACCUAUGAACCAAUGAGUAUCUUAUUAUUUUAUGAGAAAAAUAUAUAUCGUCCUUGUCUAAUGUAGCCGCUUUACGUGUGUUUCCCUGCGGCGGUAUCAUGGUUCCAUUUUUAUCACCUGUCAUUAUGCCCGUCACUUUCGCGCUUACAUACUUGUUCGAAGGUGACAGGUAUGGUGACAAAUGAUAAAGAGCCGACCAUCUUAGCCCUAAUGUUGUUUUAGCAAGUCUGUAGUGUAACGGCCCGAUUCGAACUUUAAGACACGUCAACAAUUUCCUAAAGAUACGAUUUGGAUUGGAUUUCUUCAAAAUAAAACGUGACUUUUGACACUGACAUCUCUAAUGCAUAUCGUAUCUUUAGCAAAUUUUUGACGUAUCUUAAAGUUCGAAUCGGGCUGUUAAUCCAAAAAUAAGUAGGUACUAUAUCGUUAGAAACAAGUGAAUAAUUAGUAAUAAAUUACAAAAAUCUGACGGUCCUCAUUUUUAUGGUAUAGUCGCCAUCAGAUGAAAUAUCGACACGACCAAGGGUCUCACAAAUAUCUGAACACGCAUGUAUUGUCAAGGCUUUGGAGUGUAUGUUCAGAUAUUUUUGAGCACCUCGGUCGCUCCGAUAUAUAUAUCUGAUGGCGACUGCACAAAAUAUAUGGGUUUCAAACCUCGAUUAGAGCGCCAUCUACAAUAUACAACAGUCUUAUUUAAUAUUUACUUGUUUCUGGUAAUAUUAAAUCCUCAGAGGCGGGAGUUAUUAUAUCCUACAAAUACAUAUUAUGUUUUACAUGUGUAGUUAUCGAUAUGGCAUGAUGUCGCGGAUAAUCGUCUAAUUAAAUGCUUUGUUAUAUAAAAUGUAAUACAAUAUUUUUUGUGCUAAA
This is a messenger RNA of Cydia pomonella (codling moth), 11242 nucleotides long. RefSeq lists its product as uncharacterized. The coding region runs from base 2600 to 3334 and encodes 244 amino acids. The transcript has 7 exons. The record is from RefSeq and is a predicted model, not a curated record. NCBI's taxonomy places the organism in Eukaryota, Metazoa, Arthropoda, Insecta, Lepidoptera, Tortricidae.